AUGCUGAAAGUAUGUUGGGAUUGCAUCGCUGGAUCGCGCGUAGAAAAUGAGGAUGUGCACACUACUCAACUGAAUGGUAAUACUCAAAGAGCUCCACCUUGGCCAAUAUCACAGUUAAGUAACGAAAAAAUGUUUAUCUUGCCAAAGAGAUUGAAUGCAGGUGAUCAAAUUAAUGUUGCUGGCAACAUGAUGAAUGACCCAAAAACAUUGACAGUAAGUUUAAUGACUGGGAAUAUGACACCAGACUACCAAAACAUUGCAUGCCAACUGGAAGCCACAUUUCCAUCUAAUCCUUAUAAUCCUAAUCAAUUGACAUUAAAAAUUAUUGAAAAUGGAUAUAAUGAAGAAGUAACGGGAGACUAUCAAAGUUUUCUUGCAACUGAAUUAUUUACAGAUCUGAGCUUCAACUUUGGCUUCACUAUAAGAGUUAAUGGAAACUAUCAAAGUGGCCACAUACUAGACAUUUUUGUUGGGGAAUCAUUUUUGGAACAGGUGACAUUAAAACAUAAUAUUGAUGACAUAAGAUUUCUAACAUUGAGUGGUGAUAUUGCUAAAGUUCAUAAACUGGAUUUUCAGUUUGCUUGA
Molecule: messenger RNA, 585 nt
Organism: Parnassius mnemosyne (clouded apollo)
Lineage: Eukaryota; Metazoa; Arthropoda; Insecta; Lepidoptera; Papilionidae
Source: the annotation of a GenBank genome assembly